AUGGGAUGCGCCGCGUCCUCCGCGAGCGCGUCCGCGCCCGCGAGCGCGCUCGCGCUCGUCGACUUCAACGCGCGAUUCGCGGACGAGUACGUCGUGCGGGAGAAAAUCGGCGUCGGACAGCAAGGGACGGUGUACCUGUGCGAGGACGCGGAGACCGGGACGACGCGCGCGAUGAAGGAGACGCACAUCGGGGUGUUCGGCGCGAACGCGAAGCGACGAGAGGCGUACUGCGAGAUUGAAUUGCUGUCGCAGAUGCGACAUCCGAACGUGGUGAGGAUGGUGAAGGCGUACCAGACGAGCGCGGAGGUGCAGGUGGUCAUGGAACACGCCGGGCGAGACACGUUGUUGACGUACCUCGUCGCUCUGGACGACGCCGAGGGGAUGACGGAGGAAGAAAAGAUGCACAUUAAACAUGAAUUGAUUCGGCAGUUGGUGGACGCGGUCGCGCACGUGCACUCGAGGGAUGUGGUGUUUCGGGAUUUGAAGCACGAAAACGUCAUGGUCACGAGCGACGACGAUUUGAGAAACGCGCAGAUUAAGCUCGUUGAUUUCGGUCGCGCGGCGUCGCUGCGCCGGGAAGAUCGACUGAAUAAUCAGCCACCUCUCGGGACGUCGUUAUUUCAAGCGCCCGAAGUAGAAGAGCGUCGAGAGUAUGGACAAGCGGCGGAUAUGUGGGCCGUCGGCGUCUUCGUUUACUUUUUAGUCACGGGGCAGAUGCCGUUCGAGCACACCGUGGCGGGGCUUUACAAGGUGCUGCGAGGAGAAUAUGAACCCAUGGAAGAGUCAAUAAAUAAGCACGCGCGCAAUUUGGUGGCUAAGCUUCUCGUGCUCGACCCGGCGAAACGAAUCAACGCUGCUCAAGCGAGCACGCAUCGAUUCUUGCGGCAG
Ostreococcus lucimarinus CCE9901 is the source of this 888-nucleotide messenger RNA. RefSeq lists its product with no specific name. Gene Ontology annotation, molecular function: ATP binding; protein kinase activity. The record is from RefSeq and is a predicted model, not a curated record. The transcript has a single exon. Gene Ontology annotation, biological process: protein phosphorylation. The annotation marks the transcript as partial. Lineage: Eukaryota; Viridiplantae; Chlorophyta; Mamiellophyceae; Mamiellales; Bathycoccaceae.